GUCCCUGGAACAUCACGUAACAUAUUAUGAAAAUGUUUUUAAACAUGAUAUGUAUGCGCAUCAUUCAUUCAUUGUAUCUAUUAAGAAUGCAAAUCUAUAAUGUCAUCUGGAUUUCAUUACUUGAACAUAAAGAAAAAUAUUAUUCUUAAAUACAAGUAAACACAUUUGUAGGAGUUAUCAAACACAUUGAAUAACGUAAUGCGAGAUAUUUGUAUUUUAUAUGUAAAAACGUAUAUGAAUGUAUUGGUUUAAAAGAAUCGUAAAUAAAACGUUCGACACCUUAUCAGUACAAAAGCGUGACAUGUAUUUAAUGGUGGUGGAUUAUCAGAUAAGAUAUUUUAUACUAGCUUGCGAACUUUGUCGUGGCUGAUAAACACUUCAGUAUCAAUGGAUAUUGCUCGAGAUAAACGAUAGAAACUAUAUAAUAUAUGCAAUAAAAAUUAUACACAUAUAUAUACAUAUCGGUCAUAUUAUACAAAAAAUGAAAUGUUCACAAAGUGGAUCUUUACACACGAUAUAAUUAUUAUAUUGCUUUUAUAUUCCGAGACAACAUGUGCCGUGAAUACAAACAAUACAAAUGCGAAUACAAACGUGAUGAAAUACGCUGGUAUUGUAGAAAAUAUUACAGUGCACGCUUUAAAAGACGAAAGUUACGGAAAUGAUCGUGGUGCGUUGAAGUCACUGAGAUUGAAUAUAUCUUGGAUACCGCCAAAAGAAGGAAAAGAACCGUCUUCGUACAGUGUCAUAGUCACAAGUAUUUCAAGAGAAGACGACACAAGGGAAGAAUGUACAGAAGGUUCUGGAUUUUAUAGUGUGCCGAAUAAAAGCCCGUUCAGUCUAUUGGUGCCGCAAAAUAAAGCAUUGAACAGCAUAUCGGAAAUACAAAUACAUCCGAAUUGCACAUACAGAAUACAAGUACACGCUAAUCCAAGAGCUAAACCCGCAGGACAGUUACCAGAGGUCAUCUACACAGUUCCCGAAUGUGUAGAGCGUAAAUGCAGCUGUGUAGCUGCGAAACUCAAUUUGCCUGUUCCGGAGGUGGAAGUGACUCAGGUGGAAGAAGAUAUAAUUGUAAAUUGGAAUGUCACGUCGUACAGUUCUUAUAUUCAGUCUUACGUGAUCAGUAUUGGCAUGCCAUUUUUGAUUUCAAACGCGGGUCAUCCUGUGUACAAUAUUACCAGGAUAACUAACGUAACUUCUACAACAAACACCUUUAUUUGGAAUUCAAGAAUUGAUGAUGAGUAUGUCGAUAUUAAAACUGGAUACAAAAUAUUUGUGGCAGCGGUGGAUCAUCGAGGUUGUUCAGGAACACGAGGUGGCGUCACUGUCAAUAUAAACAAAACUACCACAUUACAUAGAAAUAUUAUAUACUUUCUGCUUACUGGUGUCAUUAUUUGUGUUAUACUAGGAUUUAUCAUUAUUAUGUCAGUACAUAAGAAAAAUAAACAUCGCUGGCAAACCUAUUUCCCUUUAAGAAAACAAAAUAUGUCUGAGUUUGCAUUUAAGUUGAGUCAGUGGCCACAUCUCGGGCAUCAGAAAUUCAACAUUAGUUUAUAUAAAGAACAACAAUCCGAAGAAGCUCACUGCAGCAAGACACAAACUGACAAAUUUGAAGUAUCACAUGAAUGCAUAAAUUUGAUUUGUGAAUUAGGAAGAGGACAGUUUGGUACGGUAUACUUGGGCUCCUUGAAUAAUAACAAAGAUACGUUGGUAGCUGUUAAGAUGUCUCAAUGUCAAGAUGUGUAUGACGAACCUGAAGCGAGGUAUCAAUUAUUAGAAGAAAUUAAAAUGAUGAAAACAGCUGGUUCUCAUCCAAAUUUAGUGAGCUUCAUAGGUUGCUGCACUUCACCAGAUACUCCUGUAUGCAUACUUUUAGAAUAUAUGAAAGGGGGAGAUUUGCUUGCAUAUUUGCACUCCAGAAGAAAUAUUGAAUGUGACAAUGUAAUUUUGUGCACUUUUGAAAGAAUUGCCUCUAGAUAUGCAAAUAUCAUUGGCAAAGAUAGAAAUAGAGAUGGGAAUUUAUGUAGCAUAGUCGAAAAGCAACAAUUUUUACUGUUUGCGCUUGAUAUUGCAAGAGGAAUGGAACAUUUAGAAGCUGCAAAAAUCACGCAUAGAGAUUUGGCAGCAAGAAACAUUCUUCUCACUUCAGAUUUAACACUAAAGAUUUCUGACUUUGGUUUAUCACGAAAUGGAGCGUAUGUAAUAAACAAUAACAUGAGCAAAGUUCGUCGCCUCCCGUUACGUUGGAUGUCACCAGAAGCGGUGCGUGAUUAUGCUUUUUCUACCAAAAGCGACGUGUGGUCAUUUGGUGUUGUUCUCUGGGAAAUCGGAACUUUAGGAUCUUUUCCAUACGCCACCAUACCAGAUGACGAGUUAAUGCAUUAUUUAAUUCAGGACAAAUGUCGCUUGGCCUGUCCCGAUACUGUUUCUCAUGAUAUAUAUGAAAUUAUGUGCUCUUGUUGGGACACAGUAUCACAAAACAGACCCACUUUUGCGCAACUUGUUUUAGAUCUACAAAGACUAACAGAACCUACACAUUCUGUGCUUGAACAACAAAUGUACAAUCCCUGUUAUACUCUGCUAUCUGACUAACAUAACUUAAAAUUGUUGCGAGUAUGCGUAAGGAUCAGAUGUAAACAAAACAAAAAAAACUACUAUUUUCUUAAAAAACACGAGAGUACUGAUAUUCUUUAAUUAAUAUGUGGCAUAUACUCUGUAUGUCAUCACAGUCAACAGUAAAUAAGCGGUAGUGUAAGUUAAAAAAUAGUGAAAAAAAAACUUUAUAGCGAAUUUAACGUGUUUUUAACACUCUUUCGUGAGUGUUUUUAAUAUACUGUUUCUACAAAAAAUUAACAAAGUAUAGGUUAUGUCGAGAAAAAAAGGACUAUUUUUGUCACAUUACUCCGACACUGUCUGUCGAAUCUGAGAUAAAAAAAAAAAUGACAUAUAAAAACCACACGAUUUACAAACAAAUUCAAAGGAAACCUAAACCAGUAACUGUUCAAAAAGUUCACAUGUAAGUUUUUUUUGAAACAUGCUUCUUUUUACGC
Pseudomyrmex gracilis is the source of this 3050-nucleotide messenger RNA. Its product is annotated as fibroblast growth factor receptor 3-like. Gene Ontology annotation, molecular function: transmembrane receptor protein tyrosine kinase activity; ATP binding. The record is from RefSeq and is a predicted model, not a curated record. NCBI's taxonomy places the organism in Eukaryota, Metazoa, Arthropoda, Insecta, Hymenoptera, Formicidae. Gene Ontology annotation, biological process: positive regulation of kinase activity; cell surface receptor protein tyrosine kinase signaling pathway; protein phosphorylation. Bases 487 to 2592 code for a protein of 701 amino acids. The transcript has 8 exons. Gene Ontology annotation, cellular component: signaling receptor complex.